This is a messenger RNA of Dreissena polymorpha, 1067 nucleotides long. RefSeq names its product cyclic AMP receptor-like protein A. Gene Ontology annotation, molecular function: G protein-coupled receptor activity. The transcript is spliced from 14 exons. NCBI's taxonomy places the organism in Eukaryota, Metazoa, Mollusca, Bivalvia, Myida, Dreissenidae. Gene Ontology annotation, cellular component: plasma membrane. The record is from RefSeq and is a predicted model, not a curated record. Gene Ontology annotation, biological process: adenylate cyclase-activating G protein-coupled receptor signaling pathway; cell surface receptor signaling pathway. Bases 51 to 1067 code for a protein of 338 amino acids.
CACUGCCAUAUGAAAACAACACGCCUGUGGUAGGCGACAGUUAUUCUGAAAUGUCAAACUUCACUGAGUGUCCAAUAUUUCCUGAUAACCCAAGUCGCUGCACCAACCUGAUUGCUGUGAGAAGAACAUCUGCAGCAAUAUCACUGAUAGGAUGUAUAUUCAGCAUAUUUGUCAUCUGGUUGUACAAAAGAUACAUCGCCUUUUCUCAACGCCUGAUUAUGUACAUGGGCAUUGCUGGAUUGGGAAUGAGUAUCGCCUUUCUCAUGGGGAGCCUCCACCCAGAUGGUGUACUGUGUGACUUCCAGGCCUACUUGAUGACCGUGUUUGAGUGGGGUGUGCUCCUGUGGAUCUCAUGCGUUACCUUCAAUCUGACCAUCAACGUGCUGUGGAAGAAAACUACUGAAAAAUAUGAAUGGCUCUACCAUGUGGUGUGUUGGGGACUGGCCCUUUCCAUAGCCUGCGUGCCUUUCAUAGGCAACCACUAUGGACCCGCAGGAGCCUGGUGCUGGGUAGUGGAAGACUGGCGAUGGAGAUUGGGCAUAUGGUAUGGUCCACAGAUUGUCGCCCUGUUCAUCCUGAUGAUUGUGUACAUCUACAUAUCUUGUGUACUAAGCAGGAAGGUGUCCACGUGGGAAGGCACAUAUGACCCUAACACAGAACGAACAAAGCAACUAUUAAAGGAGGACAUUCGGCCACUGAGGCUGUACCCAUUUGUGUACCUGGCAAUCUCCAUAUUUCCCAUUAUAAACAGGAUACAGAAUGCAGUGGAUGUCCACAAUCCAGUGUACGCCCUGAUGAUACUACAGGCUAUAUUCUCACCAUCGCAAGGGUUUCUAAAUGCCAUUGUGUUUGCGAUGGAUCGUGAAACAUUCCGUAAACUGCACCCCGUCUAUCUCAAGGUUGCCCUGUUAAAUCGCUUCAGUAAGAAGGCAAUCAUACAAGAGUAUCCAGAGUCGCGGGAUGAGAUUGAAGAGGAAGUAGCAGUAGUAGUAGGAGGAGGAGGGGGAGGGGCAGGAGGAGGGGCAGGAGGAGGGGGAGGAUAUGGAGGGGGAGGAGAAGGCGUAUAG